This is a messenger RNA of Coregonus clupeaformis (lake whitefish), 2483 nucleotides long. Its product is annotated as intraflagellar transport protein 56-like. Gene Ontology annotation, cellular component: ciliary base; intraciliary transport particle B; ciliary basal body. Gene Ontology annotation, biological process: intraciliary anterograde transport; intraciliary transport involved in cilium assembly. Gene Ontology annotation, molecular function: intraciliary transport particle B binding; protein binding. Lineage: Eukaryota; Metazoa; Chordata; Actinopteri; Salmoniformes; Salmonidae. The record is from RefSeq and is a predicted model, not a curated record.
UAUGUGGGUGGCAAAAAAAAAGUUGUUUUGUGGGAAUGUCAUUAUCAAACAUGCACGACAAAAACGGGGCUAAAUCCAGAAUUACAUUUGCAUUCCGCAUCUGAUCAUGAAGUGAAGAAGAGGAUGAACGCCGUUGCUAGGCAACACAAGCGUAAUCCCCACACCGCAAGGAAAUCACAGUCAGAUGUUUCAUUAGCUAACGUUAGUGGCUAACGAUAGCUAGCUUGAUACCCUUCGUUCACUUUACGUAUUCAUGCUAUUCCUUCCAGGUUCUUUGGCAGCGAAGAGGUGUCUUUUCUUUUCGUAUCUGUUGGUUCACUGUUAGCUAGCCAGCCAGCUAAGCUAAUCCCAGCUAGAAAAGUAGUUAAUAACGUUAGCUAACGUAGCUAAUUUCCCACUAACGUUAGCUAGUGUUGUUAUAGCUAUAAUCAAUGUAUCCAUACUGAACAGUGACAUAAUGCAAGAGUAACUGCUGUGCCGUCAUGAUUCUGUCCCGGGUGAAGCCAGCAGUAGGUGGAGAGGCUGCAGCUAGUGUCAGUGAGAAGAAGAAGAAAAACAAAGCCAAGAAGAGCCCUCGCCUGGAGGAAUACCUCAACCAGAGAGACUACCUUGGGGCCCAAACUCUGUUAGAGUUUCAGCGAGAUGUUGGAGAAAAAGAGGAGCAUGCAGACCUUUGGAUUGGCUACUGUGCCUUUCACUUGGGUGAUUACAAGAGAGCAAUGGAGGAGUACAGGACAUUGACACUCCGGUUAGAAGAACCAGGGGAGGUGUGGGUGUAUCUGGCCUGCACUUUGUUUUUCCUGGGGCUCUACAGAGAGGCAGAGGAGGCUGCAAACAAGGCUCCAAAGUGUGCACUUCAGAAUCGCCUGCUCUUCCACCUGGCUCAUAAGUUCAAUGAUGAGAAGAAGCUGAUGGGUUUCCAUCAGAACCUGGAGGAUGUGACUGAGGACCAGCUGAGCCUGGCCUCCAUCCACUACAUGAGAUCCCACUACCAGGAGGCCAUCGACAUCUACAAACGCAUCCUGCUACAGAAUAGAGAUUUCCUAGCUCUUAACGUGUACGUAGCGCUGUGCUACUACAAGUUGGACUACUAUGAUGUUUCCCAAGAGGUGCUGGCUGUGUAUCUGCAGAGUAUUCCUGAAUCCACCAUCGCUCUCAACCUCAAGGCCUGCAACCACUUCAGGCUGUACAACGGCAAGGCAGCCGAGGCUGAGUUAAAGAACCUCAUAGACAUCUCCUCCUGCUCCUUUGAGUUUGCUAAGGAGCUUAUCCGGCAUAACCUGGUGGUGUUUCGUGGUGGGGAGGGGGCGUUGCAGGUGCUGCCCCCGCUGAUUGAUGUAAUCUCUGAGGCUCGGUUGAACCUGGUCAUCUACUACCUUAGACAAGAUGAUGUUCAAGAGGCUUACACCCUCAUAAAAGACUUGGAGCCAACCACACCACAGGAGUACAUUUUGAAAGGAGUGGUGAAUGCUGCAUUGGGCCAAGAAAUUGGAUCGAGGGAUCACCUGAAAAUCGCUCAACAGUUCUUCCAGCUGGUCGGAGGCUCAGCCAGCGAAUGCGACACGAUACCUGGAAGACAGUGUAUGGCUUCCUGUUUCUUCCUUCUGAGGCAGUUUGAAGACGUUCUCAUCUACCUCAACUCAGUCAAGAGUUACUUCUAUACCGAGGAUACGUUCAAUUUCAACUAUGCCCAGGCCAAAGCUGCCUUGGGCAACUACAAAGAAGCAGAGGAGAUAUUUCUGCUGAUCCAGGGUGAGAAGAUUAAGACUGACUAUGUAUACCUGAGCUGGCUGACUCGCUGCUACAUCAUGAACCAGAAAAGCCAGCUAGCCUGGGAGCUGUAUCUGAAGAUGGGGGCUUCGCCAGACUCCUUCAGCCUCUUACAACUCAUUGCCAACGACUGCUAUAAGAUGGGUCAGUUCUACUCGGCAGCCAAAGCAUUCGAUACUCUGGAGAAACUGGAUCCCGACUCCAACUACUGGGAGGGCAAGAGAGGGGCCUGUGUCGGAAUCUUCCAGCUCAUACUGGCAGGCAGAGAGCCAAAGGAAACCCUGAAGGAGGUGCUGCCCCUGUUGAGGAGCACACAGAACCCCCAGGUGGAGUACAUUAUCAGAGCUCUAAGGAAAUGGGCCAAAGACAACAGGGUUCCUCUGACAUAACAAUGUCAUAACAUGCUUAUAACACACGUAAUACACUUACUACAUGUUUUUAUUACAUUAUAUAUGUAGUUUACAUGUGCAUUUCUUAUCAGUCACUUUUACUAGUGAAAAUCUAUUAAAUAACCUGUUCUCAUGAGUCAUGCACAAUGUGUAUUGACGCACUUUAUUGUACAUUUGUCACACUAUUUAUAUAAUGUACUAAAUGUGUUUUAUUUGCAAUGUAUAUAGUUCUGUACAAUCUUGCCAAUCAAUUGUAUUGAAAUGUGUAUUUUGUAUUACUCAAAUGAUGCUGAUACAAGUAUUAAACAGUGUUCUCUUUAUUAA